AUGAACCCGACGGCUACCCAUAACAGUGAGUUAAAAAGUACCACCUACUCCCUUGUGCCAACUACCGCCACCAACGCUGCCAACCCCUCCGAGCUCAUUCCUAUGGGCCAGCAGCGACCUCCAUCCUACGGCAGCAGCGGUGGUGCUCGAUUCCACGACUCAUCCGCUUCUUCUUUCACUCCCCUCGUCACCGUGGACACGACUGGAGGCACUGACUUCCCUGAUUACUUUUCCCCUACUGCCUCCACUGCAUCCUCAUCCUUCAAUGCACCCUCUGCUUUCAAUUCUCACCAUUCGGUGCAGUCGACCUAUGCCUCACUAAUAUCAGAGACCGACCUCUACGCUGGCCGGCAGUUGGCUCAACCUCACCUGUCCUAUGUGAAUUCAGCGGGAGGGGCUCCGUCGCUGCAGCGCUUCAUUGGCGGUCUGACCAACAAGCUGCCGGAUCUGCAGUGUACAACAGGUGGAAAUAUGGACGUGGCAUACUCGACACCACACAUGGUCGGUCUGGCUGCCUCACCCCAUGCCAGCCUCAUCUCGCCCGCCUACUCACCCAGCUCCGUUACUACUCAAGGCAGUGGUGGUGGUGGCGGUGGGAGCUGUAAACGCACCGUUCUUGAUGCAGAUAGUAAACCUGGAGCUUUCAAAUCAAGAUCUAAAAAGGAGAGCCACAAUCGUAUGCCUUUGGUUGGCCUUGGACAGUCCAGAAGUACCGUUUUGGAUGCCAGAGAAAUUGAGGUUUGCAGAGACGGCCGAAGGAACAAGGGGACUGUUCUUCGAUUGUCAGUCAACUACAUUCUCGAACUGCGACAAGCUGUUGCGCACACAGCCAGUCUUCGCCAAGAGACUGCUAUUGCUCGACAACUCAUUCCCCUCUUGCUCAAUCACAUUCAGUCACUGGAAAGUGUCGUAAAGGAAGUGGAGAUGUCCACGGGAAAAUCGUUGGGCGGAGGUGGACAGGUUGCCUCAAGCCUGCUUGAGGAUGGCGGGCGAGUGUCCGAAAGCCCUGCUUACGAGGCCCUUCUUGAGGCCUGGCGCACGGCCAUGACCACCAACCUGGCCCGAGCUGCUGCUGUUGCCGCAAUGAACAACAACAGCGGAGAGAACCCACAAGAAAACAAAAUGGAAUCCUCUGAGAUGCCCUUAAUGUCGAACAUGCAGGUCACCUUCGUAGGAAGGCCUCCCACUACUACUGCUGGUGCUGUCGCCAGUCCCUACUUGCCCAACGCAAUAUUCAUGGGCGGUCCCGUUUGCAAACUGGAAGAAGGGGAAGAGGUCUGCUAUGGUAGCGGUGGAGGUGGUGAAAUGGCCAGCGGUGGCGGCGGAGGUGGCACCAACGGUGGCCAUAUGGUGGUGGGAGGUGUUUCACACACCAACGAAGGCACCACUGACGGUUUCUUUGAUUCGACAAACACAAACAGCAACAACAACAGCGGUGGUGGUGCCUCCAAAUUCGACCUCUCCAUUAUGCAAAUGACCUCUGCUGGGGGCGCCGACUGCGGGGACCCGAUGCAAGUGAGUCGAGUGCCAAAAUCACUGAGACGGGAAGACUCCAGUCGUCGGCAACGUUUGCAUAAUCUCCUCUCCCACUAG
This is a messenger RNA of Hydatigera taeniaeformis, 1593 nucleotides long. The record is from the annotation of a GenBank genome assembly. NCBI's taxonomy places the organism in Eukaryota, Metazoa, Platyhelminthes, Cestoda, Cyclophyllidea, Taeniidae.